UAAUCAAAAAAAAUUAGAGCAGUCUGGCGUUAGUUUUUAGUGUCACUGAUUUCACUUAAACAUUAAACUAUAAUUUACAUCUUGUGGACAAACACUGUAGUAUCACUUUAACGUUUUUGACUUGACGUCAUUUUCAUAACUGCGCAGCCCGAGGUCAGAAGGAAGUGGGUGUUAGCCGAAUUAGCUGACUGGCGUUAGCAAGAUACAACUUCGAGGACUGCUGUGGCUUCUAUGGAAGAGAUGUCAGGUGAGAGUGUGGUGAGCGCGGCAGUGCCAGCAGCUACAACUCGGACCACGUCCUUUAAGGGCUCAAGUCCCAGCUCUAAAUAUGUGAAGCUUAAUGUGGGGGGUGCCCUGUACUACACUACCAUGCAGACACUAACUAAACAGGACACUAUGCUGAAGGCCAUGUUCAGUGGCAGGAUGGAGGUCCUUACUGAUAGUGAAGGCUGGAUAUUGAUUGAUCGCUGUGGUAAACAUUUUGGCACAAUCUUGAACUACCUUAGAGAUGGGGCUGUGCCGCUUCCAGACAGUCGUCGAGAGACUGAAGAGCUCCUUGCUGAGGCAAAGUACUACCUUGUACAGGGCCUGGCGGAUGAAUGUACAGCUGCAUUACAGAACAAAGAAACUUAUGAACCGCUUUGUAAAGUUCCACUGAUGACCUCUUCUAAAGAAGAACAAAGGCUUAUUGCUACAUCAAAUAAGCCUACUGUCAAACUGCUGUAUAACAGGAGCAACAACAAAUACUCAUAUACCAGCAAUUCAGAUGACAACAUGUUAAAGAAUAUAGAGUUGUUCGACAAGCUGUCUCUGAGGUUCAAUGGUCGGGUACUGUUCAUUAAAGAUGUCAUUGGAGAUGAGAUCUGCUGCUGGUCAUUUUAUGGCCAAGGUCGAAAGAUUGCUGAAGUCUGUUGUACUUCUAUUGUCUAUGCCACAGAAAAGAAGCAAACAAAGGUGGAGUUCCCAGAAGCACGGAUAUAUGAGGAGACCCUUAACAUCCUUCUAUAUGAAUCCCAUGAUGGAAGGGGUCCGGAUAAUGCCCUUCUGGAAGCAACAGGUGGCGCUGCAGGGAGGUCCCAUCAUCUGGAUGAGGAUGAAGAGCGAGAACGUAUUGAAAGAGUUCGGCGAAUUCAUAUUAAACGUCCUGAUGACCGCACACAUCACCAUCAGUGAUCUUGGACCUUUCACCCUGUGUCUUAGAACCUGGACCUUCUUUGCACCAUGCUUGUGCCUUACUAUACCUGACACCCUUCUCCAUCUUUCACUUUUUUCACCAGCUUUUUCUGUCUCUUCUUGAGAUAACUACAAUGGGAGUAUAGGACAACAGUUUGUAUAAGUGUUGCAGUUUUGAUAUUCUGAGUUUGCGGUUGUUUGUCUAUACUCUUUAUUGUUGCGCAAGUCGUCUUUACAUCUUUUUCCAUAAUCAUGCCUGCAAUCAAUUCUACAUGAGACGGGAUUUUUCUUCAGUCUAAAAUGUUUUUGGUUUUUUUUAGUUUGAGGUCAUUAGACUGCAUCAUAUUAAGUAGAGUAAUAUUUAUUUUAUUAUAGCUGACUAUGUUUUUGGUAUACAAAGAGCAAGCGCUUUCUUUUGGCUGGUUGCAAAUGAACAUAUUAAGUGACCUACCUAGUGUUGCCACUUGGUGGCAAUGUGUUCUUAGUUUUCCCAUUGGCUACUUCAAGCCUGUGUAUGACCAAGUUAACCUUCACAUGAAAAUAUAAAUUCAUAAGAUAUCAAUUAGGGACGUGUUUACACAUUUCUUACCACAUUUUUACAUAAUUUGUAUUCAGAAGCUCUUAACCAGUCUUUGUAACAUGAGCUGUGAUGCAGUGAAACGUGUAUAUGAAUGAAUGAUGGUGGCUGACUGUGAAUGAGUGAAACCUGAGGUCUGGAAGAGAAUCCUGUCUUCCCAGGUUGAAACAAAGAAACCAGACCCUUAUUGUCACAUUCAUCCAAAUUAACGGUUUGCACACAAUAUAGUUGAAGUAUGUCUAACACAGUUUGUGUGUGUAUAAAAUGUUUUAUAUUAAAUACUACUUUAUCAUAAAAUAAAUUAGUACAAGGUGGAUUUA
This is a messenger RNA of Periophthalmus magnuspinnatus, 2070 nucleotides long. RefSeq names its product potassium channel tetramerization domain containing 10 (gene kctd10). The record is from RefSeq and is a predicted model, not a curated record. Gene Ontology annotation, biological process: protein homooligomerization; protein ubiquitination; negative regulation of Rho protein signal transduction. Gene Ontology annotation, molecular function: ubiquitin-protein transferase activity; protein binding. NCBI's taxonomy places the organism in Eukaryota, Metazoa, Chordata, Actinopteri, Gobiiformes, Gobiidae. Gene Ontology annotation, cellular component: Cul3-RING ubiquitin ligase complex. The transcript is spliced from 7 exons. Bases 232 to 1173 code for a protein of 313 amino acids.